AUGCACGUAAUAGAGAAGCCAGCUUACAUGCAGGAAAGAGCAGGGGCCCGCUGGAGGAACAAGCCACCAUGCUACAAGUGUGAAGGUAGUGCUGCAGACAUUGUGGGAAUGCUGUCAUGUAAUUUACUCAAAGACAUGUUUCUGAGAAUUAUUGUGCUGGCUCUUUCAGUAGAGGGUGAAGAUUUGUUUUGCAAAUUAUGGGGAAAUCCUGAUAUUCCUCUUCUUUCAAAGACUGGUGAGUUCAUGCUGGGUGGAAUUUUCACACUUCAUAAUAAUAUUAUAGCAUCCAAACCUACACUUCAGUCAAAACCUGAAGCAUUUACCUGUAUAGGUUUAAAUUAUAGAGGAUAUCAGUUUGCUGAAGCAAUGAUCUUUGCAAUUGAAGAAAUAAACAACAGAACAGAUAUUUUGCCUAAUGUGUCACUAGGAUAUAAGAUAUAUGAUGCUUGUGGUACUAUUUCUUUGGCAAUCAAAGCUGCAAUGGCACUAAUAAGUGGAGCUGGAGAAGCACAAUCAUCAACGCUGUCAUGUUCUCAACAGUCUAGCAUUCAUGCAAUCAUAGGGGAGUCUGCAUCUUCCCCAACUAUUGGUAUUGCUACGCUUGUUGGCCAAUUUAACAUUCCAGUGAUCAGUCAUUUUGCUACUUGUGCUUGUCUCAGCAACAGGAAAGAGUUUCCCAGUUUUUUCAGAACAAUACCAAGUGAUUAUUAUCAAAGCAGAGCACUGGCACAACUUGUCAAACACUUUAGAUGGACCUGGGUGGGGACGAUAAGAAGUGACAAUGACUAUGGCAAUUCUGGCAUGGCCACUUUUAUAGAAGUAGCCCAGAAGGAAGGAAUUUGCAUUGAAUAUUCUGAAGUUAUUUACAGAACCAAUCCAAGAGAAACAUUUCUUAAAACAGUUGAAGUAAUUAAAAUGGCUUCUUCAAAGAUCAUUGUAGCUUUUGCAUCUUUCAUAGACAUGGAAUUUUUAAUGAAGGAACUGCUUCUUCAAAACAUAACGGGUUUACAGUGGGUAGGCAGUGAGUCCUGGGUGUCUGCCAAAAAUGUAGCAACUAAAGAAAACUACAGAAUUUGUAAAGGAGCAAUUGGUUUUUCAAAUGCUAAUGCAGCAAUGCCAGGACUAAAAGAAUUUUUACUCUCAGCUCAUCCAUCUAGCACUCCAGGCAAUACAGGUUUGAUUCAAUUUUGGGAAAAUAUAUUUGAUUGCAGUUUCAAUAAUACAACGUCUAAAAUCUGCACAGGAUCAGAGAAUCUACAGCAAGUAAAUAAUCUGUACACUGAUGUUUCUGAACUAAGAAUUACAUAUAAUGUGUACAAAGCUGUAUAUGCUGUAGCAUAUGCGCUCCACGACCUUCUAGCUUGCCAGGAUAAUCAAGGACCCUGCACGGCGAACCAAAAAGAUGCACUGCCACUGCAGGCAUUGCAAUACCUGCAGAAGGUUAAUUUUAGUGCAAACAAUGGUGAAUAUGUAAAUUUUGACAUUAACGGAGAUCCUCCUGCAAGAUAUGAAUUGGUGAAUUGGCAGCUUAGCAUAAAUGGAAUCAUAGAGUUUGUGACAAUUGGAUUUUAUGAUGCAUCUUUACCAGAAGGAAAGCAAUUCAUUAUGAAGAACAAGAGCAUUGUGUGGGCCAAUAAUGACAACAAGAUUCCAAAAUCGGUAUGCAGUGAAAGCUGUCAUCCUGGUACACGUAAAGCUACGCAAAGAGGGAAACCAAUCUGUUGUUUUGAUUGCCUUCCAUGUGCAGAAGGAGAAAUUAGCAAUAACACAGAUGCAGUUCACUGUAUGAAGUGUCCUUUGGAAUACCGGGCCAAUGAAGAGAAAGACCAGUGCAUUUUGAAGGACAUUGAAUUUUUGUCUUAUGAUGAAAUAAUGGGGAUGAUAUUAAUUAUAUUUGCUUUGUUAGGAGCUUCUCUAACUUCUGUGGUUACUGUUGUAUUUUUCAAGUUCAAAGAUACUCCAAUUGUGAAAGCUAAUAAUUCAGAACUAAGCUUUCUUCUUCUUUUUUCAUUGACACUGUGUUUUCUGUGCUCACUUACAUUUAUUGGGGAGCCCACUCAGUGGUCCUGCAUGUUACGACACACAGCUUUUGGGAUCACAUUUGUUCUUUGCAUCUCGUGUGUUCUGGGGAAAACAAUAGUUGUGCUUAUGGCUUUUAGAGCAACAGUGCCUGGUAGCAAAAUAAUGAAAUGCUUUGGACCAACUCAGCAGCGGUUAAGCGUUUUAUCUCUUACACUUUUACAGACCUUGACAUGUAUCAUUUGGUUAGUAAAAUAUCCUCCAUUACCUCAUAAAAACAUGAACUCUAAUAAAGAAGUAAUCAUUUUAGAAUGUGAAAUGGGAUCCGCGAUAGCUUUUUAUCUAGUGUUAGGAUAUAUUGGGGUGUUAGCAGUCAUGUGUUUUGUUCUAGCUUUUCUUGCGCGAAAAUUACCAGAUAACUUUAAUGAGGCAAAAUUCAUCACAUUCAGCAUGCUGGUAUUCUGUGCUGUUUGGAUCACUUUUAUUCCAUCUUACAUAAGCUCUCCUGGAAAGUAUACAGUUGCUGUUGAGGUAUUUGCUAUUCUGGCAUCAAGCUUUGGCUUACUUCUCUGUAUUUUUGUUCCAAAAUGUUAUAUCGUUCUGCUGAAACCAGAUAGAAAUUCAAAAAAGCAUGUAAUUGGUAAAAUGCAGUCAAAAUCGCUUUGACAUCUACAUUUGAAAAACCAUGAUAUAGAAGACACAAUCAGUGAUCAUUUUUUAAAGCACUGAUUACACAGCAAGCCAAAAUGAAAUUGAGAAAAAUCUGAAGCUGUAC
Erpetoichthys calabaricus (reedfish) is the source of this 2794-nucleotide messenger RNA. RefSeq names its product extracellular calcium-sensing receptor-like. Gene Ontology annotation, cellular component: membrane. The transcript has 7 exons. NCBI's taxonomy places the organism in Eukaryota, Metazoa, Chordata, Cladistia, Polypteriformes, Polypteridae. The record is from RefSeq and is a predicted model, not a curated record. Gene Ontology annotation, biological process: G protein-coupled receptor signaling pathway. Bases 1 to 2685 code for a protein of 894 amino acids. Gene Ontology annotation, molecular function: G protein-coupled receptor activity.